Exophiala aquamarina CBS 119918 is the source of this 1140-nucleotide messenger RNA. Its product is annotated as 3-isopropylmalate dehydrogenase. The transcript has a single exon. Gene Ontology annotation, biological process: L-leucine biosynthetic process. The record is from RefSeq and is a predicted model, not a curated record. Gene Ontology annotation, cellular component: cytosol. Gene Ontology annotation, molecular function: magnesium ion binding; 3-isopropylmalate dehydrogenase activity; NAD binding. Lineage: Eukaryota; Fungi; Ascomycota; Eurotiomycetes; Chaetothyriales; Herpotrichiellaceae. Bases 1 to 1140 code for a protein of 379 amino acids.
AUGGCAUCAACCAAGACAUUCCGUCUCCUGGUGCUGCCAGGGGACCAUGUAGGUCCAGAGAUCGUACAUGAAGCAAUCAAAGUUCUCCGAACGAUAGAAAGCUGCCGACCCGAGUUGCAUUUCGAACUUACAUUCGAACUUGCUGGUGGUUGCAGCAUCGAUAAGCACGGGGUUCCGAUUACCCCCGAGGUGCUCGACAAGGCCAAAGCCAGCAACGCGACCCUGUUUGGCAGCGUGGGCGGUCCACGAUGGGGACACGCAAUACCAAAUCCAGAAUCUGCACUUCUAUCCCUCCGUCAAUAUCUCAAUGCAUUCGCAAACAUACGACCGUGCGAGUUUUUCGUUUCAUCAUUGAUUGACUUAUCGCCAAUCAAACGAGAAAUCGUGGCUGGCACCAAGUUUGUAGUGGUACGAGAGAAUUGCGGCGGUGCCUACUUUGGCGAGAAGACAGAGCAGAAGGAGUAUGCAUCUGACCUCUGGGGUUACGGAGCGGCCGAAGUUGAGAGGCUGUGUCGUGUGAGCGCCGCCGUCGCGCGCAUACUUGGCCGCGAAGGAGACGGGAAGGGGAGUGGUGGGCCAGCUGUUGUCUGGAGUUCGGAUAAAGCAAAUGUCCUCGCAAACAGCAGGCUCUGGAGGAGGGUGACGUCCGACGUAUUUGCUUUGGAGUUCAAAGAUAUCGAACUACACCACCAACUCGCUGAUAGCAUGGCGAUGCUCAUGGUUCAGGAUCCAAAACGCUUCAACGGCGUUAUUCACACUGAUAACACCUUUGGGGACAUCUUGUCUGAUAUCUCAGGAGGCAUCAUCGGCACUCUGGGAGUCUUGCCUAGUGCUAGCGUCUCUGGUGUGCCAGGGGAGGGCGCCUGCAACGGCAUUUAUGAGCCUGUCCAUGGUAGCGCACCCGAUAUUGCCGGGAAAGGAGUGGUAAAUCCAGUUGCGCAGAUCCUCAGUCUCGCAAUGCUCUUAAGAUACUCCCUAGGCCUGUUGGAGGAAGCAACUAAAAUCGAAAAGGCAGUUGCGCAAGUGAUGGAUGAGAACGGGCUAGGAGGCCUCGAGAUCAGAACUGCAGACCUAGGAGGAAAGGCGACCACGAGUAAUGUUGGUGACGCAGUCUGUGAUGUCCUGCGGUCAAUCUUGUAG